AAAUAUACAAUAAAUAAUCUUGAAUAAUCAAUUCCGAAGAAAAGACAAAAACCAAAAUCGAUUAUCAACGUUUCUCCGAAUCGUACGAUUUCACAUGUUUUUACUCUUCCGCAACUAAAUCUCUUCAGCUUCACUCAAAUUAAUCACUGAAUCUUAUUCCAUCUCUCAAUUCUAAUUCUCCGCAUAAAUUUGGGAUUAGGGUUUUUCAUUCCCCUUUUUCCAAAAACCGAUAAUUUCUCGUACAAAUGGUUGAAAAAUCAGUACUAUCAAUAACAAAUGAAGAUUCAGAAUCUUCUAACAGAUUUUUAUCAAAGGGAUUCACCGAUUGGAUUUUCGAGUGUCAUGGGUUUUGGCACAAUGCUGUGUUGAUAAUCGCUUCCUUUCUCUUUGUUUUGUAUUUGGCACUUCAAGCGAAGAAGAGCUUCGUUAAGCUCACUAAUGGUCGCUCUUAUAUUAUAAUUUCAUAUUAUGCUUCUCUUUGGCUUGUUAGCAUCCUCAAUCUUGCUUGGUGUUUUUCCCAGGUAUGGGAGUGCUCUCCUGGGAAAGAGCUCACUUGGAACUUGUUGACCUUGUUUACUUCUUCCGGAAUGCUUUUUCUAGAAGUGAGCUUGCUGGCUUUUUUACUUCAGGGUAAUAAUGCAAGUGGCGUAGAAGCGUUGACGCGAAUAUUUGGUAUAUCUGGUAUCAUUGUUGGUUUUGAUGUCUUGUUAAAGGCUAUAUAUCUGUUUGCAUUUGGGGUCCCAUUAUUCAUCGACACUGAUAACGGCACUCCUCGCGUGAAGUGGAACUUGUGGGUUGUCCACAAGCUAGUCCUUACCGUUGUUUAUGGAUUGAUAUUGUCCAUGUAUCAUUCUAGGUGGAGAGAAAGGUUACCUGGUAAGUUAAUUUCAGGGUUUGUUACAUUAUGUUUGUUUGCUAUUAUUUCUGUGACUAUGAUAGCAUUUUUUUUCCUUUCUUUUGUAGCAAGACCUGCGUUCUACAAGUAUGUUAUUAUUAUGUUCAUCUUGAAUACAAUUGCAUUGUUUGCUUGCGGGCUUACCGGAAAUGGCGCUGGUUUUGCUUUCUGGUUCUAUCAUGUCACUGUUGUGUGUUACCAUGCCUUUUAUCUUCCGUUGCUAUAUAUUACAUUUCUGGCAGACUUUUUUCAGGAGGAAGAUUUUCACAUGGAGAAUGUGUAUUACUCUGAAAUGAAAGAUGCUGGUUUUUUCGAAUCGGAUUGGGAGUGAUGUGGUAUUAACUGUUAGAUUAGAUUAAUAAGUCCUCAAUAUACUGUAGGACAUAACUUUCACGAAAUUUGUAAAUAAAGUAAAUAUAUUCGUAGAUCGCUUUGUAUAUUGUUCUUCUUUUCCUUUUCUUUUUUUUUUUCUUCUGAAAAAAACACUGAUUACUAGUAGUAGACAGUAGCCUCCUUGAGUGUUUGA
Molecule: messenger RNA, 1421 nt
Organism: Trifolium pratense (red clover)
Lineage: Eukaryota; Viridiplantae; Streptophyta; Magnoliopsida; Fabales; Fabaceae
Product: protein CANDIDATE G-PROTEIN COUPLED RECEPTOR 2-like
Exons: 5
Coding region: 246-1226 (326 amino acids)
Biological process (GO): G protein-coupled receptor signaling pathway
Cellular component (GO): plasma membrane
Molecular function (GO): G protein-coupled receptor activity
Source: RefSeq, a predicted model, not a curated record